AUGGUCUCAUUCAAGGAUAUCCAAGCUUCCAACGCCCUCAUCAACGAUGCUACCACCCCGCGCGUCGCCGUCUUUGUCGGCGGAACAGCAGGCAUCGGAAAGUUCACCCUCCAAGCCAUGAUUGCUAAAGGCACCAAUAUCAGAGUCUAUCUCGUCGGCAGAGAGAGCGCUCAGCAACACUCAGAGACAUUUAUCCAGGAGAUGCACGCUAUAAAUCCCAACGCUGAAAUCAUCUGGGUCCAGGGCGAAGUCUCACUUCUUACUGACACAAAGAAAGCGUGCGACGUCAUCAAAAGCAGAGAAAGGAGUGUUGAUCUCGUCUUUCUCUCGACAGGCUAUGCACCUUUCACUGACCGGAAAGACACGACCGAAGGUUUUGACAUCUCUCAGACUCUGAGAUACUACUCGCGCAUUUUGUUUGUUCUCCAUCUACUUCCUCUUCUUAAUGCAGCUGAAAAGCCCAGAGUCGUCAGCGUCGGCGGUGGUGGUAUGGAACUCUCAGCUAUCCAACUCGAAGAUAUCGAUCUCAAAAGACCAGGAAAUUUCAACUUCGUCAAGGCUCAUACACAAGCCGUUGACAUGAACACUUUGUUUCUGGAACAUCUAGCCAACGAAAACUCCAACGUGACGUUUAUCCAUUCUUGUCCUGGUUGGGUCAACACUGGCAACGUCAGAAGGGGUUUAGACCCCAAUACGAUUCUUGCUUGGGCCAUCUGGCUUCUCCUUGAGCCACUGAUUGGUGUUUUCUCAUUUAGUGAUGAAGAAUCUGGUCAGAGACACUUGUUUCAAAGCACGAGUGCUGCAUUUGGAGGGAGAGACGGUAGGGUACUUACGAGAAACGGCACAGAGGAGAAUCGUUGA
This is a messenger RNA of Fusarium graminearum PH-1, 861 nucleotides long. RefSeq lists its product as uncharacterized. Bases 1 to 861 code for a protein of 286 amino acids. The transcript is spliced from 2 exons. NCBI's taxonomy places the organism in Eukaryota, Fungi, Ascomycota, Sordariomycetes, Hypocreales, Nectriaceae. Gene Ontology annotation, biological process: secondary metabolic process. The record is from RefSeq and is a predicted model, not a curated record.